AUGGAAUUUUCAGAUAUAACAAAGCUUCCGGAUUUAGGAAGUAACAAUGAUAAGAGUGUAAGGGGAUAUAGUAUUAACAGACAACGAAACCAACAAGCUUUCCGACCGACACCCAGUUCAUCUAGAGUUUUAAAAAAGAAAGAAAAACUGUUAACUUCGAAGGUAGAAUUGAACUACAAGUACUUAUUAAUGGAUGGAAAUAUCUUAAAGACGACUGGGCAGAAAAACGGUAUGUUUCCUUUGCAUCGCAGCCUAGAUGCUCAAUAUAGAACGCUUAAAAAACAACAUUCCUUAUUCGGAAAUGCAAAACACAAUCAUACUGAACAUAAAACAGUAAAAUCGGGAGUGAAACGUGAACAAAGUGACAAAGUGGCUCAUCAUAGGAGUGCACCACGACAUAGGAGUAAUCAUUAUAAUGAAGAAGAAAGAAUCAGCCCAAGCAGCAGAGAACACACUGUUCAUCCUCUUAAUAAACCGGUUAAACUGAAGAAUUUAGCAGACAAGGAAAUAGUUUUGACAGAUACAUUACAUAAUAAAACAUCAGAGGAUAUAUCAUGUGGAAAUAAGUGUGUAGGGUCUCUAAUGGAAACUCUUUCAAAUAAACCAGGUGUUCGCUCUAAAGAAGAACUAUUACAUCAGGCCAAAGAUUUCUUACAACAAUAUUACUUGGCCAUAAAAAGUAAUGAAACGAUAGAACACAGGGAGAGAUGGUCAGAAGUGAAGAGUUCUAUUGAAAACACAGGCACAUACGAUCUUACAUUGAAGGAAUUGAUUUUUGGUUCGAAACAGGCUUGGAGAAAUGCACCUCGAUGUAUAGGACGGAUUCAAUGGUCAAACUUACAGAUAUUUGAUGCCCGUGAUGUUAAGACAGCUAGAGGAAUGUUCCACAGUAUUUGUAACCAUCUGAAAUAUGCAACCAACAACGGGAAAAUAAGAUCAGCCAUAACAAUUUUCAAACAAAGAACUGACGUGAAUCAUGAUUUUAGAGUAUGGAAUUCACAACUGAUUACGUACGCUGGUUAUAAACAGUCAGAUGGUUCUGUCAUUGGAGAUCCAAUAAAUGUCGAUUUUACAUCUGUUUGUAUCGAAAUGGGUUGGAGAGGGAAGAACGGCAUGUUUGAUGUUCUUCCACUAGUCCUUCAGGCAAACGGAGGUGAUCCAGAAUUGUUCGAGUUACCUUCACAUUUAAUAAUGGAGGUACUCAUUACUCACCCCACAUAUCCAAGCCUUGCUGAUCUUGGUUUAAGAUGGUUUUGUGUGCCAGCCGUUUCUAGUAUGAUGUUUGAUUGUGGUGGAUUGGAAUUCACAGCUUGUCCAUUUAGUGGCUGGUAUAUGAGCACUGAGAUUGCAUGUAGGGACCUCUGUGAUAAACAAAGAUACAAUCUAGUAGAGAAAAUAGCUCAAAACCUAGGAAUGGAUACACGCAAUAACGCGUCACUAUGGAAAGACAAAGCAGUAAUUGAGAUAAAUAUUGCAGUUCUUCAUAGCUUUCAGUCGAUUGGUGCUACUAUAGUUGAUCAUCAUACAGCUUCCGAUUCGUUCAUGAUCUUCAUGCAAAAUGAGUACAAACAACGAGGCGGUUGUCCUGCUGACUGGGUAUGGUUAGUUCCUCCAAUUAGUGGCAGUUUAACGCCAGUGUUUCAUCAAGAAAUGGUUAUGUUUAAACUGAAACCUUCGUAUGAAUAUCAGGACGAAGUAUGGAGAACAUAUGUUAGGAAAAAGGAGAGAAUAAAAAAACCUAAAUCGCAUCAAAGUAAAUUAGGUUUUAAAUGCGUUGCAAGCGUUAUUUUCUCAUGGACAAGCUUAAUGAUGAAAGUAUUAUCCAAGCGUGUUAAAUGCACAAUUUUGUUUGCAACAGAGACAGGGAGAUCGGAAAGAUAUGCACAUACACUGCAUAAAAUAUUCAGACAAGCAUUCAAUUCACGGGUGUUGAAUAUGGACAGUUACAACUUAAGUGAACUCAGACAAGAACAGCUAAUACUGUUUGUAACAAGCACAUUUGGGAAUGGCGACCCACCAGAAAAUGGCAAGAAUCUUGCAAGAGCUUUAACGACAGCAAAAGGAUUGCCAUUGCAGAAAAAUGGCAAUCAGAGGCACACAAACGGCCACAAAAACAGUCCUCUAAGUUAUUUGAAAUUCUCCGUUUUCGGACUUGGGUCUAGUGCUUACCCAAAUUUUUGUGCAUUUAGUCAUCUGAUUGACAAAACAAUGGAGGGAUUAGGAGCUACCAGGAUUUAUAGUAUUGGAGAUGGAGACGAGUUAUGCGGUCAAGAAGAAGCAUUCAAAACUUGGGCCAAAAAGGUUUAUCAGGUGGCUUGUGGUUUCUUCAAUGUUGGUAACAAAAUAGGGUUGAAUGAUGCAUCCGAUGUACUCGAAAAGUCGGAUACGAUCUGGCGUCCGGAAACAUUCCGAGUGAUAGAAGUACCUACAGAAAACCGCCUUUCGCUUGGUGAAGGAAACCAUGAUUCGUGGAAUGACUGGGGUCGAUAUCCGCCAUGUACUCUGACAGAUAUGCUUACAAGAUAUCUUGACAUUUCUACUCCUCCAUCACAGGAGCUACUCAAUAUACUGUCAAGUCAAGCAGUUAAAACAGAAGAGAAAUUCCAAAUAAAACGUCUAGUAAAUAAUACGAGGAUAUUUGAUGAAUGGAAAAACAAUGGAAGGCCAACGAUACUUGAUGUUCUGAAACAAUUCUCCUCAAUUCAAUUGACACCAGCCUUCCUCAUAUCACAGCUUCCACUUCUUUUACCACGAUAUUAUAGUAUAAGUUCGUCAUUAGAUGCAGCUCCAGGCGAAAUUCAUGUUACAGCAGAUGUUCUAGAAUAUCAAACACCAGGUAAAAAAUAUAAACAUAACAAUGGCAUUAAACAUCAAGGUGUUUGUAGUAACUGGCUUAACAACUUGGAAAUUGGAGAAGAAAUAUACUGUAAUGUUCGAAAAGCACCAUUGUUUCAUCUGCCGAAUGAUCAGUAUGUUCCUAUUAUUAUGGUGGGUCCCGGUACAGGAAUUGCACCGUUUAGAGGGUUUUGGUUGCAACGUAGAACAGAUAUUGAACACGAACUCACAGCUAGAAAUAAACGCCAUUUUGGAGAGAUGUACUUAUAUUUUGGUUGCCAUAACACUACUGCAGACAAUAUCUAUAGAGAUGAGAUACGUCAAUGUGAGAAAGAUAAGAUCUUGACAAAAUGCUUUUUCGCAUUCUCCAGAGAACCAGGUAUUAAAAAGACAUACGUACAAGAUUUAAUAAAGAGAAAUGGAAGAGAUGUAUACAGAAUGAUUGUAAAAGAAAAUGGUCAUUUAUAUAUCUGUGGAAGCAUCCAAAUGGCAUCGGACGUAAAAAAGAUGCUACGACGUGUGAUCCAAUCAUGGGGUAAAAAAUCAGAGUCCCAGGUAGACGAGUAUAUUGAAAAAAUGAAGGAUGAAAAUAGACUGCAUGAAGAUAUAUUCGGAAUAGCCGUUAAAAAGCUUAAAGAAAGGACAAAAACUGCUGAGCAGGCUGCCGUAUUCAGUGAAAGUAGACGGUAUUGUGACCAGCUUUUCCGUGGUGAUAUGUUAUCUAUAUGUUCAAAGAAAUUCCUUACAAGGAGAAUCUGUAGAGCGUUUGCUCACUUGUACUAUGUCGGAGUAAGAGUUGGCGGAAAGUCACGGUAUCACGACGAAAAGUCAUCUGAUUGUGACCUUGACUGGAUAAAGAGUUGCAUCGUUUAG
Messenger RNA from Mytilus trossulus (common blue mussel), 3708 nucleotides. Its product is annotated as nitric oxide synthase, inducible-like. NCBI's taxonomy places the organism in Eukaryota, Metazoa, Mollusca, Bivalvia, Mytilida, Mytilidae. Gene Ontology annotation, molecular function: FMN binding; NADP binding; nitric-oxide synthase activity. The transcript has 23 exons. The coding region runs from base 1 to 3708 and encodes 1235 amino acids. Gene Ontology annotation, biological process: arachidonate secretion; phospholipid metabolic process; nitric oxide biosynthetic process. The record is from RefSeq and is a predicted model, not a curated record.